AUGAGAAGGAAAAGUCGAUCACUAUUCUCAUUAAUAUUUGGUCCUUCAUUUCGACAAGUGCGCAAUACUAGUGGGUCAUUUAUUGGUAUUGCCAGUGUACGCCAUGCGCUUAUUAUAAUCUUUUUGGAAUAUUUUGCUUGGGGUUUGUUAACUGUGCCUGUUAUCAAUGUACUUGCAAAUACAUUUCCGGCAAAUAAAUUUUUGAUGAAUGGUCUUAUUCUUGGUGUUAAAGGUUUUUUGUCAUUCCUUAGCGCUCCACUUAUUGGAGCACUUUCUGACACGUGGGGACGGCGAUCAUUUCUUCUGCUUACUGUUUUCUUUACUUGUAUGCCGAUUCCUUGUUUGAUGAUCAGUCCGUGGUGGUAUUUUGCAUUAUUUUCCAUCAGCGGAUUGUUCUCCGUAACAUUCAGUGUUGUUUUGGCUUAUGUUGCUGAUAUAACAGAACAAUCAGAUAGAUCCGCUGCAUAUGGUCUCGUUUCUGCAACAUUCGCUGCAUCAUUAGUCACUUCGCCUGCACUUGGAGCAUAUAUAUCUGAAAAAUGGAAUGAUGAAGCAGUAGUUUUACUGGCUUCUAUUAUCGCAAUUUUUGAUGUUGUUUUUAUUAUUACGUUGGUGCCUGAAUCGUUGUCAAUAAAGAUGCGAUUUUCUUUCGAUUCGUUUUACUGGCACGCCGCUGACCCUUUUGCGAGUUUACGAAUUAUUUGGGAAGAUCGUAUCGUCUUGCAACUGGCAGCAAUAGUACUACUUAGUUACUUGCCUGAAGCGGGCCAAUUCUCCUGUUUUUUUGUUUAUUUAAAACUUGUGGUCGGUUUUUCACCUGAAUCAGUUGCGGCUUUCAUUGCUCUCGUCGGCAUUUUAUCGGUAUUCGCUCAAACAGGUGUUCUCUCGCUACUCACCAAUUCUUUUGGCACAAAAUAUACCAUCACAUUAGGAUUAUGUUUUCAAUUCGCUCAACUUCUAUGGUAUGGACUGGGUACAAAAAUCUGGAUGAUGUGGGCAGCUGGUUUACUUGCUGCAAUGAGUCAGUUAACUUAUCCAUCAAUAAGUGCUUUCGUUAGCAUUCAAAGUGAUCAUGAUAAACAAGGUACAGUUCAGGGUGUGAUAACUGGCAUACGUGGAUUGUGUCAAGGGCUGGGCCCAGCAUUGUUUGGUCUUAUUUUUUACCAUUUUAAUAUGGAUUUGGAAACUGAUAAUGAUGAUACUGGGCAUUUUGGGAUAGCGCCAUUUCCUGCUCCACGAAUUAGGCCACAACAGAUUAUAUGGCCACGUAAAAACAUAACAUCUACAAUACGACCGCAGUUUAAUAAUCAUUUUGUGCCUGGACCUCCAUUUCUAUUUGGAGCUCUUCUAGUAUUAAUCGCUUUGUUCAUUAGUUCGUCUUUGCCCAGAGUUAACUCAGUGCAUCUUCGUUCAUCGCGACGCACACCAUCUCACAGCAGGCAAUCAUCCGCUGAUACUGCGACUCUUAUUCAAGGAUCAUCCUGA
Molecule: messenger RNA, 1485 nt
Organism: Dracunculus medinensis (Guinea worm)
Lineage: Eukaryota; Metazoa; Nematoda; Chromadorea; Rhabditida; Dracunculidae
Source: the annotation of a GenBank genome assembly